This is a messenger RNA of Botrytis cinerea B05.10, 4161 nucleotides long. RefSeq names its product Bcace1 (gene Bcace1). NCBI's taxonomy places the organism in Eukaryota, Fungi, Ascomycota, Leotiomycetes, Helotiales, Sclerotiniaceae. The record is from RefSeq and is a predicted model, not a curated record. The coding region runs from base 898 to 3447 and encodes 849 amino acids. The transcript is spliced from 4 exons.
GAAAUCGAUGGCCGCUUUAAUCCAUCGACGGACGAGGCGGAUCCAUGGGCUAAUCAAGCUCCAAAUCUCAAUUUCGUAUCAUCUUUCACCUCACUGUGCCCGCUGUGCUCACUUUGCUCACUUCACUCACUCCUCACUCCUCACUCCUCACUCCUCACUCCCUCCCCUCACUUAUUAUUCUUUCCUCUCUCUCGUUCCACCUACCAGUCGCCAUCCUGCCCAUCCGCCAAGAGCCACCGACAUUGGACAAGCCCGUUCCCGCUAUUUAAUUCCUCACCGGCCACGCAUCUCACGCACGCGUUCAACCUCGACGUAACCCAAAUAACACUGUGAUUGUGGUUGUGCUUGUGGUUGUGGUUGUGCUUGUAGCUGUUUGUUCAAAGACAAUACAACCAAUUCCCAACGAUUCACGAUUCGAUUCGAUUUAUCUAUCUCUCUAUCUAUCUCUCUAUCUCUCUAUCUCUCUAUCCGUCUCUCCAUCCAUCCCACAUCAAAUUCACACCAUCUGAUACCUCAUUCGUCAAUUUCCACUCCAACCAUCUAGGCAACAACCUCUCCUCCACACCUUAAACCUUAAUCUUGACCCUCUUCUAUCCCGACCUUUCGCGCUUCUCUUCCCGCUUCCCUCCCUCGCAGCACUGCCAUCAAAAGAUCUUUCAUGCAUCGAAGCUUCGACCGACCGAGGGAAAACAAACAUCGCAUUACUAAAUACAAGUCGGAGCAGUCGACACGAACCUCAUCGUCGUCUCUUCCGAGUUUGAUUUGCUCGCCUGUAUUGAUCCAGUGUCGAGAAAGGGCUCUCAGCCUCGAAAGUGAUAUUUGUGCCGCCAAACCACACAUCACAUCUACUUGCUUUCUUCGAACGAUUCGCAAGUUCACAAGAACUGACCACUCAGGAUGUCGUUCACACACCCCCGAAGAACUACAAAGACCACAUCGAUUGCUGUGACUCUUCUUGCGAAUUCGUCAAGCCGGCCAACAGUUAAUACAACUAUGGCUUCCCUUCGCAAAGGUGCCACUUUCCACUCUCCUUCUUCUCCCACAAACGAAGUCGAUGGUGCCUUCAACCUCUCCGCCCUCGAACGUUCAUUAUCCAAUCUCGAAGAUUUCGCCGUCGAAUCACACAAGCGUCGUGCUGCCGAUGUCAUAGAAUCAUUCGAGCUUACGGCCGCCGGCAACCAAUCAUCUUCUACUCCACGUCGACGCUUCCGUGACGAGUCUGAUCCGGUUCCUCGAGGUGUCGUCAACGUUGAGAACCCCUCCACUAAAGCAUACAACACUGAAUUGAUGGACGGAGUCAUGCCGUCAGAGCAAUCGUCUGUGAGACGGUCGACACGUCCCCGCCGCACCACGCCCCGAUAUGCAGACAGUGGUCUUGGAUCAUCCAUCGGGUCAUCAUCAUCAGACAAGAAAGUCCUCACCAAUGACAAUGUCUCCAAAUCUACCAAGCCAUCAACCAUCACUAGAUCGGCUGCUGCUCCAUCUACAACCAUCAAAAGCCUUCCAAGACUCAGUGCCCGUACUACCGCUCGCAUUCAAGAGCAUAUCUUGAAGCCACUCCUAGCAAAGGAGUCUUUCAAAGACUUGCAUCCCCUCGUCCAAGACUGCCCAAGACGAAUUCACCAGAAGGAAAUCGUAUCCCUCCGCGACCUGGAGAAGACUUUAAUUUUUACCGCACCUAAGUACACAAAGAGCGCCUCCUUGUACCUCGACUUUUGUCUGGAAUCGAUCCACUGCAUCCAAGCUACCGUCGAACUUGUUAAUGAACGCGAACAAACGCGCCCCAACGACCGCCCAUAUACUAACGGGUACUUUGUCGAUCUCGUCGAACAGAUUAAGCAAUACGCUGAACAGGUCCGAGAAGCCAAGGAGAAGGAAGAGAAAGGAGAAACCAUUAGCGAGAUGGAUGCUCACCCAUCAGAUGAGGUUAAGCUCCACGGUGGUUUGACCAGAAAUGGUCGACCAGCUGAACUUGUCCGCAUCAACAAGAAAACUGGCAAGGCCAUUUCGAUUGCCACCGGCCAACCGGUUGACAUGGAUGAUGAUGAUAACAAGUCUAUGAGAUUCAAGCGCUCCUUGAGCGAAGAAGCUGAAGAUGAAGAGUCCGUGAUGAGAUCCAUGGCACGUCGCAAGAAGGAUGCUUCUGCUGCUGAGCUUGCCCCUAAAUUUUGUCGCGAGAAGGGCUGUGAUAAGUCAUUCAAGCGUCCAUGUGACUUGACCAAACAUGAGAAAACCCAUUCCCGUCCUUGGAAAUGCCCCGUUACUUCAUGCAAAUACCACGAAUAUGGUUGGCCAACCGAGAAAGAGAUGGAUCGUCAUCAGAAUGACAAACAUUCAGCCGCUCCUCCACUAUUCGAGUGUCACUUUAAGCCUUGUCCAUACCGAUCAAAACGUGAGUCGAAUUGCAAGCAACACAUGGAGAAAGCCCACGGUUGGGAGUACAUUAGAUCGAAGAACAACGGAAAGAACAGACCUGCUGCACCUGCUGUCAUCCCCAAUGGUCUUCCUACUCCUCAGAAUACUAUCAUUCACACCCCAGGCAGCGACUCAAACCUUGAAUCUCCACUCAUCGCUGAUGAUGAGAUGCUCUAUGAGAAUACCUCAUUGUACACCACCAACCACAGCAUGGACUUCUUUGGCCCAGCAUACCCUGCUGAAAUGAACUUGUUCCAACCCCCACAAUCUUUGAAUAUGGAAUAUUCUCCCAUCACGGAUAACUCCUUCUCUCCUGAUGGACAAUCGCCAUUUGAUGCAAAUUCUCCCUUCAACUCCACAUCUGUUCUCGGUGCACAAGAUCAAUUCCAAGAGAAUAUGCAGGCCUACCCAUCAAACGAUGAAUGGGCGGCUUAUGAGCAAACUGAUCUGUACAGUGCCCCAGCUCAGAUUCACAUUCCAUCUAACCACCAAAUCUACCAAGAUAUCAUGGGGCAAAACUCCAUGGCAUUCGAAACAUCAGGUGUCACAUAUCAAACUCAGCAUCAACAACACCAACCCCAACCCCAACAACAACAACAACAACAUCCACAAUCAAUGGCACACAUCUCCCCUAUCGGUGAAGGCAACACUAUGCUUUACACACCAAAAUCCAUGCAAGACUUUGAUGAGGGUUUUGAAGACUUUGUCCCAAACAACACUCGCAUGACCACUAAUGGUGUUCAAGAUUUCCAACUCUUUUCUGCACCUCAACAAAGACAAAAUAGCAUCCCUGCUCCACUCUUUGGUGAAAUCAUUCCUCAAGCACCACUUGGAUUUCCUGGAAUUCAUCCCGAGGAUUUGAUUGCAUUCUAUGCCCAAACUGCUGCCAAUUCCGCUGCUGGUACUGGCAAUCACCUACCACAAAACCACUACCAAAACCAUCAACAACCACAACAUCAACAACAAUUGCAUCAAAACAUGAACAUGACGAUGGAUUGGUCUUCUGAUGAUUAUGGUUACAACAGUCAUUAAACAUCACGUAUAAGCAGUGAAUAGAAUGGCAAUCCCAUCUUACAACUUUGAAAUUCCUGGCAUUAGCAUAGUAGCAUUUUUUUUUUUUAUCGUUGGCGCUUAUUAGCAUUUUUCCAAAUCAGUCUUACGAAAGUUUUUUGACUCGCUGUUUUUCCACAACACUUUUUUCCUUUCUUGAUGAAUUGAUGAGUAGUAGUUAAUGUGUGGGGGGUUCCAGGAUGGAAUGGUCGAGCUUGAUUGAAUUGCGUGGUGGAUGUGGAAUAUGAUGGAUGGAUGGAUGGAUGGAUGGGGUUUCUUAGAUCUCGACGGGUGGUCGACCGUUGCACCGGGACGGGACUGACCGGGGAUAUUUUUAUCAUGAUUUUAUUUUCUUUCUGGAAGAGAUUGCAGAUGGAAGCAGAUCUCGCGUUUUACAGUAGCUGAUUUGGAUGGAUGGUAUGGAUGGAUCUUGAUUUUAUUUUCACUUGAUUUGGUUGGAUGGGAGUUGAAUUGAAUUGAAUUGGGGUUUCUACUUGGGGUUCUAUCUGAAUUGGCUGGGUAUUGAUUGAUUAGGAGGAAAUGAGUGUUGAAUUCAGAGAAUGCGAGGAUGGUGGAUAGUGAAGGAAAGGGGGGAUGGAUUGCAUGGCAAAUAGUAUUUGAAGAGAUUCUAGAGGAAAGAUACGUAAGAUACAUGACCAGACAGAAAUACUUUUGAUAGAAAUGAGAUUAUUAUCA